AUGGUCUCUCGAAAUCCGAAUACUGCAGAUGGAUUUUUCUUGGAUCCGGACGGUAUGACCGUUCCUGCAAUUGGACCGUUCACCGCCGCCGUAUCCUCCUCCCCGACGACUUCUUCCACCGCCGUGGCAGUGACGGAUGCGGCGGCGGGGACGGUUUCUUCGGUGGAGGAUCUCAGCAAGAAGAUUAGGAAGCCUUAUACCAUCACCAAGUCGAGAGAGAGCUGGACGGAGCCUGAGCACGACAAAUUCCUCGAAGCUCUUCAGCUGUUUGACAGAGACUGGAAGAAGAUUGAAGCUUUUAUUGGUUCAAAGACUGUGAUUCAGAUAAGAAGUCAUGCUCAGAAGUAUUUUCUUAAGGUGCAAAAGAGUGGGACUGGUGAACAUCUUCCACCCCCUCGACCGAAAAGGAAAGCCGCUCAUCCAUAUCCUCAAAAGGCUCACAAGAACGUGCAACCUCAUGUUCCAGGGUCCUACAAAUCAACACCUGAACAAAACAACCCUACUUUUAUGUAUAGGCCUGAGUCUUCUUCGAUGCUGAUGACUUCUCCAACCACUGCCGCUGCUGCGGCUCCAUGGACAAAUAAUGUGCAAACAAUUAGCUUCACUCCCCUCCCAAAAGGAGCAGGAGCGAAUAACAACUGUUCUAGUAGUUCUGAAAAUACUCCGAGACCACGAUCGAACAGGGACACAAAUGAACAGGGAAAUCUUGGCCAUUCAUUAAGAGUUUUACCGGACUUUGCACAAGUAUACAGCUUCAUUGGAAGUGUGUUUGACCCACAUGCCAGUAACCAUCUGCAAAAGCUGAAAAAGAUGGACCCCAUAGAUGUCGAAACAGUGCUACUAUUGAUGAGAAAUCUAUCCAUCAACUUGUCUAGUCCUGAUUUUGAGGAUCAUAGACGGCUUCUUUCGUCUUAUGAUAUGGGGUCGGAGACAGCAACAAGUGAUCAUGGUGGACCUUUUUUACUCUCUCGCGAACUUCUGUGCGUCUAUCUGCUCGCGAAAGAUCUACCACCCGAGACAAUGAUUAUCACCGAGGAAAACCGCAGAGAAAUCUGCAAGUACCUUUUCAAAGAAGGAGUGUUGUUCGCCAAGAAGGAUUUCAAUCUCGCUAAGCACCCGUUGAUCGAGUCCGUUCCCAACUUGCAAGUGAUCAAGCUCAUGCAGAGUUUCAAAUCCAAGGAGUACGUUAGGGAGACAUUCGCAUGGAUGCACUACUACUGGUUUCUGACCAACGAAGGCAUCGAGUUCUUGAGAACUUACCUGAACCUUCCGUCUGAUGUUGUGCCCGCCACCUUGAAGAAAUCAGCUAAGCCUCUCGGGCGUCCAUUUGGUGGCCCACCUGGUGAUCGCCCAAGGGGUCCUCCUCGCUUUGAGGGAGGAGACCGUCCCAGGUUUGGUGACCGUGAUGGGUACCGUGGAGGUCCUCGUGGUGGUGACAUUGGAGGUGAUAAGAGUGGAGCUCCAGCAGAUUACCAGCCAUCUUUCCAGGGAAGUGGCCGUGGUUUUGGCCGUGGUGCUGGUGCCUACGGUGCUGCUGCACCAUCUGGCUCGGGGUUACCUUGA
This is a messenger RNA of Microthlaspi erraticum, 1563 nucleotides long. The record is from the annotation of a GenBank genome assembly. NCBI's taxonomy places the organism in Eukaryota, Viridiplantae, Streptophyta, Magnoliopsida, Brassicales, Brassicaceae.